This is a messenger RNA of [Candida] anglica, 1515 nucleotides long. The record is from the annotation of a GenBank genome assembly. Lineage: Eukaryota; Fungi; Ascomycota; Pichiomycetes; Serinales; Debaryomycetaceae.
AUGGUAGAAUCCAAUAUUAACAAUUAUAAUUUGAUCGUAAAGAAUCCCAAUAAAGGGGUUGGAACUGUUUGGCUUCUUUCAACACUUGGAUCAAAAUCUAGUCAUAAAAAGUUAUUUAAAAGGGAUAUAUUGAAUACUUCAAUCCGCGACACGUGUAAAAUGAUCAAGGAGUCUAGGAUCUCCUUGAGAUACUCUUCAAACUUGCUAUAUGGAGUGUCUUUACUUUACCGCCACAAGGUGGAUUAUGUCUAUACAGAUAUUACGUUAGUACAUACGAGGUUACAACGCGAUUUUGUUUUACGUGGAUACAACGAGAAUAACAACAGUGGCGUGAGUGGCAGUGACAUUCGAAUUAAUAACAAUGCAAUUGAAGAAAGUGUACCUAGACCUCAACAAUUCUUAGUAGAAGAUCCCUUGUUUGAUAUUGAAAUGGAUUUAGUAAUACCAUUUUUAGAGAGUGACGACAUCCAUCAAGAUAAAUGUGAAGUACACUUUGCGGCCGCUCAACAAUUAACAACUUUCUUACCAGAUGAUGACAUUGAUCCGGGAAUAGAUUUUGAUUUCGAUGUCGAAAUACUUAAUGAAGGCAAUGAUAGUUUGAAAGCAGCUGAUUUAGAUGCUAAUCAAGAACAGGAAGGAGAACAUCCUAAUGUUUUGGAUUUACUUGAUGAUUUAGAAGCUCAUGCGGAAACAGCUACAGAUUAUAAUACCCAGUUAGACGAAUUGACUAAUACCAGGCUGAAGUUACUGUUGUCUUUUGAAAAUAAUGAUACGCCUACUACAAGGAAGAAAAGAGUGUUGACUGAUAGCUCAAUAACAAUCCCAACAAAUAUAUUAAGAAAAACUUCAACUCCGAGAAAAAGGUCACUUGAAUAUGACUAUGAAUCAUUGUUUCUCGAGGAAUCGACCUCUUUACCCCCCUUUGUUAAUUUUUCAUACAAUUAUGCAUAUUCUGGAAUUAGAGGUAUUACUAGACUUCCAAAUUAUAAAAGACAUCGUCAAGGUCAACCAUACAUGGAUGAUGAAGAAUUGGAAAUUAGUAGACGUCUGUUCGAAACGAGCCGGAAAAAUCUUAACCUAAUGGAUAGCGAAAUUUUAAGAAAUGAUGAAAGUAUAUUGGAUAUUGAUUUAGGAGAUAUUGGAUAUGACCCAGAACAAGGUAAUUUAGAAAAUACCUUUGAUAUGUCAAUUCCAAACUUGGAAAUGAUAAGUGAGACAUCUGAAUCACAACCUCCAUUAGAAGGAGAAUUUGAGAAUAAUGAAGUAGAGUCUACAAUCCAGUUUCUUGGAUUUUUACAAGCGAGAUCACAAUCACAUGGAGAACGUAUUAGCGAAGACAUGAAUUGCAUAUCAUUUGACACACUUAUCCCCACAGCUUCUGUUUCUAAGAAAAUUGCAGCUGCUUCUUUUGCUAGCAUAUUAAUCUUAACCACAUCAGAUCACAUCAGAUUGGUAGUUACAAAGCAUGAAAAAUUACUGAUUAGAAAUGAUAUUCAAGUUCUUACAAUAAUCUAG